Molecule: messenger RNA, 699 nt
Organism: Dicrocoelium dendriticum
Lineage: Eukaryota; Metazoa; Platyhelminthes; Trematoda; Plagiorchiida; Dicrocoeliidae
Source: the annotation of a GenBank genome assembly
CUCAAAUGGAGUAAUGUUUUCAAGCAGAUGAUUGGCUAUCGUUAAUUUAGUCAUGCCUGUGGGCCGCGCUCGAAUUUCGCUCAAAGGAGAGAACUAUGUAUUUGGAGAUGCAGAGACUUAUUGUAUUACAAUGGAAAAAUUACUUUCUGGCGAAAAAUAUUAGAUAUAUUUACCACACAAAAUCCUGCCAUUUAUAUCCUCACACCGGCAGCGAUGUUAGCCAUUCUCCGAAGCGACAACCUGCCCGUUAAUGAACUGACGGUAUUUCAUGUGGCGGCUCAAUGGGCGGAGUCAUAUUUGAACAAUGAUGGUGCACUCCAAUUUCCCAACUCUAGACCUCGUUACUCACAACAUAUUGUACGCAGUACUCCGUUGAAUUCUCCGUCGAACAAAUCGCAGCUAUUUCAAGGUGCAGGAGGUUGGGGACUUGGUGCUGUUGUUCCAGUUUCAAGAAGUCACAAUAAACGAAAAGCUCGUUCGCAGCGGGUAGUUAUGGUUGUAAUGAGUGCGGUACGGUACUCCUUACUUAAACCAACUGAACUGAGGGAGCUUGAGGCAGAUCCGGAAUUAAGAGACCUUAUUCCAUCUCGAUGUUUGGCAGAUGCGUGGCGUAUCCUUACAUUCAAACAAACCGGUGCUCAUCCAGAUGAAAAGCUGACGCUGGCUACCUCGCAACACAAAAGACGAACGGGAAGCUGA